Closterium sp. Yama58-4 is the source of this 1602-nucleotide messenger RNA. NCBI's taxonomy places the organism in Eukaryota, Viridiplantae, Streptophyta, Zygnematophyceae, Desmidiales, Closteriaceae. The record is from the annotation of a GenBank genome assembly.
GCUCUCUAUGACGCCCUCUCGGCGCUACACACGGCCCGCCUGCCCACCCACCUGCCUGCCUGCGCUGUCAAGAUUCAGCUGGCCCAAACCGCCCUGCACAAACUCAAGACCUCCAUUCCCCCGCCCGGCCCCACUGCUGUAGGAGAGGGAGGAGACGAGGGAGAGAAAGGAGAGGGGGGAGAGCGGGUGCGGACGGAGGAGGGGGGGAGUGGGGGGAAGCAGACGGCGUCAGGGAGGGCGGCGCCAGGCAUGUGUCCCGCUAUCAACACCCACCUGCUGCCGCCCACGCCGCCCCGUCCCACACACCUGCUGACAUGGCACGAGGCUCUGGACCAUUUCUCUCGUCUGCUAACCCAUCUCGCAUUCAUCUCCCACCUGCCGUCCACCUCGCUGCCCGACCUGCUGGAGCUCUCGCGCUUCCUCACCCACUUCCGCGCCCUCAACCCCGGCCCCGUUGCCCGUGCUGCCCUGCAGCUGCUGCUACUCCGAGACGGGCUUAUUCUCGGCCACGACCCCACAGACGUCAUCAUGCACUCGCUGCACCUGCCGCCCACCCUGCUGCCGCCGGCUGGAGCUGCUGCAGGUGGUGGCAGUGGCAGUGGUGGCGGUGGCAGUGGUGGUGCUGGCGGUGCUGGUGGUGGUGGUGGGGAAGCGGGCUCCAGUGCGGCUUUAGGGAAAUUUAUCAAGAAGGCGUCGCAUGCAGUGCAGGCGGUGCUAAGGGCGCAGUGCAGCAACGGGGCGAGGGAGAGGCGCAUGCUCGCCAAGCUGCUGCCCGACUGGAGCCACCUCCUCUCGCUCGCUGGCGACGUGGACGCAUGUGAUGCCGUGGAGCGCUACACCAUUGCCAAUUUUGCUCAGGGGUGGUGGAGGGAGAGUGUGGCGACCAGCUGGGUGGUGGAGCACACGUGUCGCAUCGUCAUUCGCUAUCUGCAGCUUGGCUUCUCCACGCGCCUCUAUGCGCCCUCUGAGUUCCUCUCCGCCUUCUGGUACCUCGACAGUGUGCUGGCCACGCUCAUCCACAACGUGUCUGCCCGGGAAGCUUCAUUGCAGAAGCCUUUCACAGCGCCUUCCUCCCGCAAGGCUCGGCGCAAGCCAGCAGCAGCCCAGCCCCCCUCGCCCCCACCGCCCUCGCUUGAUUUGGCGCUGCUCUCUGCCUACCAGCUACUCUGCAAGGCCUACGUGCGGCUACUCGCUGCAUUCGUCCUGGAUGGCAAGCUGCACCAGCGGCGCCCCUCGCCCUUCAACACCGAUCGCCAGCGCUACCAGCAGCGCUACGCGGUGCUCAAGAGGGUGCAGCUGCCCGAGCCGCUCUCCUACGCCGCCUUUCAACGUGCCGUCUCCCCUGCCGGCCUCUCUGUCCCGGAGCUAUACCAGAUGUCGCUUGACUUUUUUCGCACUACUGCCACCAACCUGCCCACCAUCCACUCCCUCGCAGCGGCUGCUGCACCUGCGGGCACAGCAGGGGCGAGCGAAGCAGUGGAAGGGGAGGUGCAGCAGCUGGAGCGCGUGUGUGCCAGCAACGCCACGGCGCUCUUUGUCGCGCACCGAGCAGGCGCAGGGCCGCCACCAACCUGCCCACCAUCCACGCAUUCACAGCAGUGA